CGUGGCCGGGAGGCGGAGACGGGACCCCCGUGACGUCAGUGAGUCUGACUGUUUCCUGCAAUAGAAAGUGAGAGACGGUGAAGACAGAAAACACCGAGCUGGUCCUCGCUCCUAACAAACAAACAAACAAACAAAACCAAAGAUGUGCCCAAACUGUGGCUCAGGAGCCAUUGCUUCUCCAGAUCCAACAUUAGAAUCUACCUUCCCUGAAAUGCACCUGUGAACUCUGGUGGAAAGAUGCCGCGCACCAAACAGAACAACCCCAAGAAUCUAAAAGAUAAAAUAGAAGAGGCGCAAAAGGAGCUCAAAGACCCCAAAACCUCACAGAAAGGGAUAUCGGAAAGCAGUCGAAGAAAUGCAGAUAACAUAAAGGGCCUGAAGAGGAAAAAGGUUGUUGCAGAGAAUCAGCUAAAGAAGAUUCCUAAAUCUCCAGUGAAAAAGCCCCUGCAGUUAAAGACAACAGAAACUGCGCUCCAGAGAGAAUCGCUUAAGGAAGCCACACCCUUGUGCUCUUCCUCCUCCAAUAGCUCUUCAAGAUCGUCAAGUGAGAAAGGAGACCUGCAACAUGACCAACCAGUCUCAGCAUCUCCCAAUGAAGGGGCAUCUUCUGCUGAGUGUGAGAAGCUGCAGCAGUUAGAAACAUCUCUGAGGCCACCGUCUGUCAAGCCCACUGAUGGGGAAGAGGAGACUGUGAGUACUUCCAGAGAGUCUCAGUCUAAAGAUCUUAAGAAAGAGGACUUCAGCUUUGAGAGGUCUACUUUCCACUCCACUGCUCCUCUUGAGGUACUCCUUAAGGCCAUGGAACCUGAUUUCAGUACACUGGCUGAGAGGAAAAACCUGCAAAUCACAGCCAUCGGAAAAUCAGCUACCAUCCUUAAUACUCAAUCCAACAAUGACGUAACAAUGUCAGCUGUCAGUGCUGGUCUGCAGAGUCACCCAUCCCACAUGCAGACCUAUUAUAUUGACAAACAAGGUAACUUUAUUGGCAUUGCUGCACCUCUACAAGGAAAUAUGCAGGUUACUACCCAAGGUUCUUCUCUGCAAUCAUCCAAGCAUGCUGCCCCAAAUUUUAUGGCUAUGGUUUCAAACCCAGAAAAGUCUAACUUGCACAUUUUUAAUGCAGGACCACCCACUGUCACUCAUGCUCCUGUUCCCUCCGGCUCACAUGCUUUGCCACAAAGCCAACCACCAGUAGUGCACACAUGCCAGUCCCUCUCAGCAAGUGUUCCCAGCACUAUUCAAGUCCCAGUUACACCCGGCAGCAGUCAAAUUCAGAUGACGAGUGUUAUGAACUUCAGUGCUGAACAGGUGUCUAAGGACCAGAAGCCGAAGAAGCCGGGAAAGUAUGUUUGCGAAUACUGCAACCGGGCAUGUGCGAAACCCAGCGUGUUGCUCAAACACAUCAGGUCUCACACAGGAGAAAGGCCAUACCCCUGCAUUACUUGUGGUUUCUCAUUCAAAACCAAGAGUAACUUGUACAAACACAAAAAAUCUCAUGCUCAUGCUAUAAAACUGGGUCUCAUUGCACGCUCAGAAUCUGGAGGUGGCUCACUGUCUCAAGAAUCUGACAAAACCGUUGGAACACAUUCAGAGGCAGAGGAGAGUGGGGACAGUGACGAGGACGGUAGCACCGCAGACAUAGACCCUGAAUCAUCACAGAGCAGUGUGGCAGCUUUGUCUGAAAAUAGUUUACAGAGUACAUAUGUUCCCCAAGCAGGUCAUGGGGAAGGGGAGUCUUCAGCUGUGUUUGAGUCCAUCAACCAAACUUCUGCUCCAAGGAGUCAUGAGCCUAAAGUUACAGCUGCACUUCCAAAAGUUGUUGUAUACCCAGUUAAUGUCUCCCCUUUGAGGGCGGACAGUCCAAGAGUUACAGGAGCAGCACCCGAGCAAACUGCUGCACAACGGCAACGAGAGCUCCAGAUCGCCAACAUAAGAUCCAGUGUAGCAGUCCUGUCAUCUCUGAAAGAGGUGGAUGGUACAAAUCCCUUACUAGAUACUGUUAGUGAAGAUGAAGACCAACAUUGCAAAUCGCCACUGUUGGGUGGGCAUGCUCAGCUUCAAAGGCAACAGGCAACAGAGUUUUCUCAACAGCAACAGGCCAAGUGCCUACUCAGUCCGCGCAGUUUGGGAAGUACAGACUCUGGCUACUUCUCACGCUCAGAGAGUGCUGACCAGGCAAUGAGUCCACCGAGUCCGUUUGUAAAGAUAACUCCACCUGUAGACACUGACAUUUUGAAAAAUAUUCCUUCAAAUGUUGCUCCUGUGGUUGCCACAGUUAUGCAAGUAGCACCUGAGCAAAAGACACAGGCUGCAGAAGGAAAAAUGCGUCCGCCACUAGAGGCAAAAGCACUGUCUCUGGAAGAGCGAAUUUCAAAGUUGAUAUCUGAUAAUGAGGCGGUGGUUGACAACAAGCAGUUGGAUAGUGUGAAGCCAAGGCGGACGUCUCUCUCAAGGAGAGGAAGCAUAGACUCUCCUAAAUCAUACAUAUUCAAAGAUUCGUUUCAGUUUGACCUUAAACCAAUAGGAAGAAGGUCGAGUUCCAGCUCAGACAUACCCAAGUCCCCAUUCACUCCCACUGACAAAUCAAAGCCAGUAUUUCUUCUCUCUGUACCAUCGCAAUACCCACCAAUGGACUGUUUGCCAAUAACGAGGAGUAACUCAAUGCCAACUACACCUGGACACUCAGCUCUUCCCCUUAAUGUUGCCCCUGUCCCCCACCCUUUGCGAAUUUGUCAGUCAUUUGAUGAAAAAAUUGGCUCAAUGAAUGACGACGUGUUUUCGUCAAUCUCACCAACCCCAAAUCCUACAAUACAUUCUCGUACCUUAGUGAGACAAGCAGCAGUGGAAGACUUCCCAGCAAAUGAAGGAUGUAUUGUCCCUUCUGUCCAUUCCAUGGAUGAGAGUUAUUAUAGCACAAACAAUUCUACAGUAAUGGUUCAAAGAAGUAGAUCUUUUGAAAACAGUCAGGACAGAACCAAAAAGCUUCAACAAAAUAAAGGCACAAUGUAUGAGUGUGAAACCUGUCGCAACCGGUACAGAAAGUUGGAGAACUUCGAAACACACAAGAAAUUCUACUGCUCUGAGCUUCAUGGACCUAAAAAUAAGUCCAUCUCUGUUAAGGAACAUGAACAAGAUGUCUUUCACACCAGUAUUCAACAGCAAAUAAUCCUUAGGUCAACUGGCAGCUCGGGUAUAUUUGAUCAACAGACAUCAAUUAGGAAAAGAAGAAAAAUGAAGAGUGUGGGAGAUGAGGAUGAUCAGUCUCCCACUGACAGUAAUCCACCUUGCUCCGUCAGUUUUGAUUCCUGCCUGCCACCGGCAGCUCUGGCAAAUCGGACAUUUUCUCAACAUGCCGUCAUAGUAGACACGCAACCCAAAAACAGCCAAACAAAACUACCUCAGAUUCAGCUUGUAGCAAGAGGUAUCAAUACUUCAGAUUCCAGAUUAUCGCCGAUACGGGAGACUCAGAUCAGCACCUCAACUAAAGUAGAAAUUCAGCGGCAAGGCAGUGGUACUUCUGUCAUUCGACACACCAACUCUUUAAGUCGACCAAAUUCAUUUGACACAGAAUCAACUGACAGAGCAUCUCCUGCCGAUGGCUUUGAAAAGGAUCCUGAAAACAAGAUGAAAACUGUAACAUGCAUUCCAGGUGAUUGCUACAGUGAAAAAGGAUCUAAAAUACAGACUAGUGAUUAUGGGAAACAUGGACUGGAACGAGGUUCUGAUGGCACAGCAGGAGUUGGUGAAAAUUCUACUCAUGUUCACCAGUCUCGUCUAGUUCGCCAAAACAACAUCCAGGUUCCAGAAAUUCUGGUUACAGAGGAGCCCGACAGAGAACAGGAAACACAGAAUUUCGAGUCAGUAGAGAAGCCUGCAGAUCAGUUCAGCUGGCCUCAAAGAAGUGAGAGUUUGUCCAAAUUGCCAGCAGAGAAACUUCCACCUAAAAAAAAGAGAAUUCGUCUAGCUCAAAUGGACCAGUCCUCGGGUGAAUCUAGUUUUGAGUCUAGCCUUUCGCGAAGUCUCAGCAGGGACAGUAGCCUUUCUCGUUGCUCUAGUAUUUCAGCCUCACUGGAUAGAGAUGAACCGUCCAGGUCAGAGAGUCCUGCUAGGAGCGAGUGUGUUAAUAAAAUUACAGAGCCUCAAGGUUUGCCUACAGUCUUUAACACACUUGGUGUGCCUGGAUUAAUGAGGCGUGCAGCAUCUGAACAAAUCACUUGUACUAAACCCUCUGUAGAGAUUUCAUGCGACUACCGUAGUAAAUCCUUUGAUUGUGGCAAUGUCUCACCCAGCAGAUCUCUGUCCCCAAUUGGCCAGCCAAAAAGUUUGCAGAUCUCCCAGGUGCCGCUCAUUGAAAGGAGGCGGGGACCACUUGUUCGACAGAUGUCAUUAAAAAUAGGCCCAGAGAGUCAGCAACCGGUUAGGAAAACGAUCACACCUCUAGAGAAACCUCACAUUGCAAAUGUUAGUACUCUAAUUCAGAAUAGAGCUCAGUUGAUUCAUAUUGCCAAUAACCGCACCAUGGCUCAGCCUUUUAUACUGCAUCCUGGAGAGCCGCCUUUACAAAAGAAUGAGCAAAUGGUGCAAAGCAUUAAUCUGGGGAGCUCAAUUCAGCAACCUCAAAUCCAAGGCCUUCCACACCCUUGGCAUCAAGCGGCGAGGGUUCAGAUAUGCCAAAAGACACAUCAACCUCUGAGUCAUAUCUUACUUUGUCACAAGAAUGUCCAGAACAACUCAACUGACUCUGAAGAGCAGACAUGCUUUGUGCCCAAAUACCAAAUGCAGUGUCCAGCUCUACGAGCAAGCCAAACAUUUUCAUUCUCGUGCACACAAGGAAAGCAGAUAGCCUUGCCAGUUUUAACAAUACCUGUCGCCAAUCAAAUUCUGAGUAUAUCAAAAUCUUCAGACGUCGCCCAAAAUGUGUAUGUUGCACAAUCGAAUCAAAAGACUUCUGAAAUCAAGACACAAAAUGUUUUGCCUAGUGACCAGCAAAGGGAUCCAUUCAGUCAAACCCAAGCAGGUGCUCUAUCAUUGCCACAGAUCCUGAUAACUCAUGAGCAGGUGCACCAUGUGUCAUCUUUGUCCAACAGAAGUAGCCUUUCAUCCCCCCAGAGUGCAGAUGAUCACAGCCAAGGUGUACAAACUGUAACAAUGGACAGAACUAAUGCUCACACGGCCGGCGCCCCUAAUCAUACUGGAGAAAGACCACCUUCUCUUGGGUCUUUACAUUGCACACAGAAACUGACAUCAGUGACUUUAUGCCCACAGCAGGAACCUACUGCUUCUAGUAAACGAAUGCUGUCACCUGCCAACAGCCUGGAUAUCUAUAUGGAAAAGCACCAAAAACGAGCAAAGGAUGAGCACGGUGUGGCAUGUCUUACUGAUGGCAGGUCAGUGAACUAUCUUAACUCCAAGGUGUCAGAGGUGACACGACAGAGGAAGCUGACACUGGUUCGGCAGGUUUGUACAACUGAACUGGUGGACAGCCCCAUCGAAACUGAGGCCCCACCUCUGCCCCAGGAUAAAACAGAUGUUGGAGAAAAUGACACUGAAGCUACUGAUGAUUGUAAACCCAUGUCCCCUGACAGUACAGGUUUAGAAAAAGAUGCAAGUACUGUUGUUCCAGAUGCCAGCUCUCCACUGAAUACUGUUCUUAGUAGCCAAGGAACUUCUAUGUCAACCAAUAAUCCUUUGAAGCUUCAAGAAAAACCUCAGGAGCAGAGAUGGACUCCUGCCAGAUGUCCUAUAAGGCCCUCCAGCUUCCAUGCUACUCAGUUCAAACUGACCACAUCCGUUUCUGUUGUCAACACAAAGGACAGUCAUCGACUGUCUUUCCCCAGCUUGAAGACUGCCACCACUUUUACGUGGUGUUUCCUGAUGAAGAGAAAACCUCUUCAUGUUCCACAGACUGACCUGAAGGUUUCGGCUUAUGCUGCAUGGACACUCAGUCCCAGUAACCCAAAUCCACUCAGGCUGCCCACCAAGGUGGUCAUGUCUCUGUUCGACUCCAAGCAAAUCUCCAAGAAAAUACACUACACCUCAGCCAUAAAAACAAGUGGAAAAUCUGAUAUCUUGUCCUACACAGGCAAGCUCAAAGACGUCAUGGCCAGGGUUCCUAUAACCAAAACGUCUGUAACGGUGGACAAAGGAAGUAAAGUACUACCUGAAAGUCAGACCAGCAAUGACUCAGAAAAGGACUUAUCAACCAAAACAGAACCAAGACGGGUCAAAAUAUUUGACGGCGGAUACAAAUCUAAUGAGGAGUAUGUAUACGUGCGUGGGCGAGGGCGAGGAAAGUACAUCUGUGAGGAAUGUGGGAUCCGCUGUAAGAAACCCAGCAUGCUGCGCAAACACAUCCGCACCCACUCUGAUGUCCGGCCAUACCACUGUGUCCAUUGCAACUUCUCCUUCAAGACAAAAGGAAAUCUGACAAAGCACAUGAAGUCCAAGGCCCACAGUAAGAAAUGCAUGGAGAUGGGGGUACCUGAGGGUCUCAUCGAGGACCAGGAUGCAGAAGACUCUGGAGACCGCAGUCAGGUCAGCAGUGCAGACCAUCCAGAUUCAGACGGCGAUGACUCUGAGGGUCCUGAUGAUGAGGAGAAUGAUGACAAUGAGGAGGAAGAGGAGGACAGCCAGGCAGAGUCAGGCCUGUCUACCACCCCCUCUGUCUCUGCCAGCCCGCAGCAUAUCCCCUCCAAAGAAGCCGACGUCCCUCCGAGUGCCCUGCUGGCUCAGAUGUCAAUCAGCUCAGCUCCUUUCUCCAUGUCCCAACCUCCAGGUCCUGAACCCCACAGAUCAGACUCUGAGUCAGUCCCCAUGAUGAGCCCCGUGGCCCUCUCCGUAUCUCUCAUUGGCUCUUGCUCCCACUCAACGGCUCUCCCCCACUCUCCUCCCCCAGUUGUCACCACAUCAGACUCCUACACGUCAGACACAGAGUCGGUCCACAUGAUGAGCCCGGUGUCACCCUGCAGGCAGAUGUCCAUCGACUACUCCGACUUUGAUGUGCCCCCGAGUCCCCCGGUGCCAGGCAAAGGCCCAAAGCUCAGCCAGGAAGCUUCCGUCACACCUCUGACUGUUCCAACCUGUGAAUCCGGCAUACCAGUGGACCGUGGCACUCAGACUUCCUCCUAUGCUUCCCAAGGUCACAUGCACUUUCCCCCACAGAGACUAUCUCAAGUGCAAGGAACAGACUCCCAGACGCACCUGUUCAGUCACCUGCCUCUGCACUCCCAGCAGCCUUCUCGCUCUGCUUACAGCAUGGUCCCAGUCGGUGGCAUCCAGUUGGUACCUGCUGGACUGGCAGCUUACUCCACCUUUGUCCCAAUCCAGGCUGGCCCAGUCCAGUUAACCAUCCCAGCAGUGAGUGUGAUUCACAGAAAUACAAGCCCACUACCAGCUCCAAACACUCCACCCCAUCCAGAGAGUUUGCAAACCCACCCCCUUGUGGUCCAGGAACCAAUCAGUAGCGUUGUGCCCUGCUUCCCCCUUGGGCAAGUCACUGGCCUACAAGCUCAAACUCUACAACCAGUGGGUGUGGAGACACUGAAUCUCAUGGGGCUGACUAACACAGGUCUAACAUCCACUCAACUGCUUCCUCAGCAAGGGCUGACCCUCAAUGCAACCUUGGGCCUGCAGGUUUUGGCUGCCAAUCCGACCUCCCAAGCAAGCACCGGCCCCCAAACGCAUGUCCCGGGCCUGCAGAUAGUCAACAUUGCUCUGCCUGCCAUCAUUCCUUCUCUCAGCCCGCUCUCCACCCUCAGUCCUCUUGCGGCGUCCUCAGAGAGGCAGAGCAGCCUCGAUGGAGCACAGCAACCUCAAAGUGAACACGGGCCAGGUCCUUCGAGGAGCUGCAUGACUGCUUCACCACCUGCUCCUCUGAAGGUCAGCAGCUCUCCAGAACCGAGACCAGAGACUGCACAGGUGGUAGAGAAGGAAAGUGACAAAACCCCACAGCAGCAUCCAUCACCAGCUCCUGAGAGUCGAGCAGACCAGGCUAAGGAGUCACCGUUUGAGGGCGCUGGUGUUCCUGCACCAACCACAGCGUCACCAGUGUCAUCAUGGCAGAAAGUAAUUGAUGACAAUAAUGAGAUAUCCAGUGACGAUGAAGACAGACUCGUCAUUGCCACCUGAAGACCCCACGAGGAAAGCUCUUAUUUGCUGUCUUUUUGUAAUUCUUGUCACUUUCUAAGACUGAAAACACUUCAGGGUUUUUUUUUGUUUUUGUUUUUUUGGAAACCACCUGUCAAAGCACAGAUGCUGACAUUCACUUUGUAUGUGCAAUCAUAUAAUUGUAAUAAUGACCAAUCAUUUUAUUCUUACAUUUUGUCAGCUCCAGACAGUUUUUUUGUACAUGUUGUAUAGAACAUUGUGCCUUUAUGGAGUUUCUUGUUUAUGAAUCUGUACAUAAUUCCUUAUAAAUUCAGUAGUUGCUCGUGUUUAUUUGAAAAAAAUAAAAAUAAAAUAGAAGUUACAACAAACAAUGGAGGAUAUCAGUUUUAUUUUGGAGAAUCUGUCAUUCGUAAAUUUAUGGAAAAAUAAAUGUUGUAAUGGUAUAUGUAUGUACAUUUUUAUGGAAUUCGGGGCAAUGUUUCUGUGUACAGAUGUUUGGCUAUUUAUUAUAAUCCAUUGAGUGCCCAUUAAGACUCACAAGUCCAUAGGUAUGUGCAUUAUUGUAGCUUUACAUUGCUGUAUCAAUAUUCUUAACUGUAUCAGUAAAUUUGUUUAC
Messenger RNA from Thalassophryne amazonica, 8722 nucleotides. It is a transcript of the gene hivep1, whose product is annotated as HIVEP zinc finger 1. The transcript has 9 exons. Gene Ontology annotation, molecular function: RNA polymerase II cis-regulatory region sequence-specific DNA binding; DNA-binding transcription factor activity, RNA polymerase II-specific; zinc ion binding. The record is from RefSeq and is a predicted model, not a curated record. NCBI's taxonomy places the organism in Eukaryota, Metazoa, Chordata, Actinopteri, Batrachoidiformes, Batrachoididae. Gene Ontology annotation, biological process: regulation of transcription by RNA polymerase II. Gene Ontology annotation, cellular component: nucleus. Bases 238 to 8127 code for a protein of 2629 amino acids.